This is a messenger RNA of Echinops telfairi (small Madagascar hedgehog), 1347 nucleotides long. It is a transcript of the gene PAXX, whose product is annotated as PAXX non-homologous end joining factor. The transcript has 7 exons. Gene Ontology annotation, molecular function: molecular adaptor activity. Gene Ontology annotation, biological process: double-strand break repair via nonhomologous end joining. NCBI's taxonomy places the organism in Eukaryota, Metazoa, Chordata, Mammalia, Afrosoricida, Tenrecidae. Bases 1 to 612 code for a protein of 203 amino acids. The record is from RefSeq and is a predicted model, not a curated record. Gene Ontology annotation, cellular component: nucleus; nonhomologous end joining complex; site of double-strand break.
AUGGUGCCGCCGCCCCUGUCCCCGCCGCUGUGCACCUUGCCAGCAGGCCCUGGGCCCGCCCGCUUUGUCUGCUACUGCGGCGAGGACGGGGAAGGAAGCUGCAGCUUCAACCUCUAUGUCACGGACGCCGUGGAUCUCUGGAGCACCUGCUUCACGCCGGACAAGCUGCCAGCCCUCAAAGCCCGCUUUGGCCUGAGUGCAGCUGAGGACCUCGCCCCGCGGUUCAAGGCAGCCUGUGAGCAGCAAGGCGUCGCCCUGACCCUGCAGGAGGACACCGCUUCCCUGACGCUCUCCGGGGGGCCUGAGACCCUGACACUUGACCUCUCUAAGGUGCCAGGCCCCCAGGCAGCCCCCCGGUUGCAGGCCCUCACCCUGGGCCUGGCAGAGCGAGUGUGCAGGCUGGAGCAGCGGCUGGCAACUGCGGAGGAGACCGCCUCCAGCCCCAGGAAGGACCCGCGGUGGGCGGGACCUCCGCUUUUUAUUCCUGACUCGGAUUCGCAGAGGGGCGGACUGGGACCAGGGGUCCGGAGGCGGGUUCCCGGAGAGUCCAUAAUCAACCCAGGCUUUAAGAGAAAGAAACCGGCCGCAGGUGUGGACUUUGAGGACACCUGACUGUACAGCGAGAAGCCCAGCUCCACCAGCAGGCCACCAGAGGGGGGGUGGGGGAGGGGCGCCCCCCUAGAGGCCCCCCCCCCCCCCGCCGCUCUCCUGCUGCCGCCGGCCCACAAACCUGCUUCAAGCCCCCUCCCACCAAAUAAACAGCACUUGCCCUGGUCAAGGUUGGACCGGCUGGCCUUGGGGGGCUGAGCAGAGGGCGGGGACACAGGAUGAAAACUGGUUCAGUCAAGGCUCAAAUCUGCAGGUUCUUGGGUCUAGGACGCCGCCUGUGCAGUCCUCCACCUGCAGGCCUGGAGUCCACCUCCCACUGACAGACCUCACCCGACCACCACACAGCAUGAUAGUAUGCGCUGUUGGGCGGAGUCACCUGUGGGAAUCUCCCCCCUCCCGCCAAAAAAGGAAGAGGGGCGAGGUGGGGCUGAGGAAUGCGGGCCAGUCCCCGCCCACCUGACCCGGAGCCCUAGGGUGGCCAGGGCUGUGCCCGCCUGUGCUCCCCACCCUCCUUGGCCAUCCCGCCCGCCGCGCCCUGGCCCGACUGGUUUGGGAACCCAAUCUAGUCCCCAUCCUUGUCCUGGGCCUGGGGCGACUGCAGGCGGCCAAGCCCAGUGCUUUUGCCUGGAGUGGGGGAAGGGCUGCCCUGCCCUCCCCUCUCUCCACCCCUCACCCCUGCCCCACCCCACCUCGCCACUCGGGUCAGGCCUCCUGCAGUUGAUGUCCACUGUGGCGGUG